Messenger RNA from Rhinichthys klamathensis goyatoka, 564 nucleotides. Its product is annotated as protein IWS1 homolog. The record is from RefSeq and is a predicted model, not a curated record. Bases 1 to 564 code for a protein of 187 amino acids. The transcript has 2 exons. Lineage: Eukaryota; Metazoa; Chordata; Actinopteri; Cypriniformes; Leuciscidae.
AUGAAUCCGACUAAAGAAGACCCGGAAGACCGGGAAACUGCGAAGAUUCAGAGGACAAGCGAUAGUGAUGAAGCUGAUGAACCGAUGAGGAAGAGGACAAGCGGUAGUGAUGAAGCUGAUGAACCGACGAGGAAGAGGACAAGCGAUAGUGAUGAAGCUGAUGAACCGAUGAGGAAGAGGACAAGCGGUAGUGAUGAAGCUGAUGAACCGACGAGGAAGAGGACAAGCGAUAGUGAUGAAGCUGAUGAACCGACGAGGAAGAGGACAAGCGAUAGUGAUGAAGCUGAUGAACCGAUGAGGAAGAGGACAAGCGAUAGUGAUGAAGCUGAUGAACCGAUGAGGAAGAGGAGAAGCGAUAGUGAUGAAGCUGAAGAACCAAUGAGGAAGAGGAGAAGCGAUAGUGAUGAAGCUGAUGAACCGAUGAGGAAGAGGAGAAGCGAUAGUGAUGAAGCUCAUGAAUCGAUGAGGAAGAGGAGAAGCGGGAGUCACACCGAUGCUUCUGUGAAGACUCCAGAGGAAGACACAACCGACGGCCUGGAGAGAGUCGCUAAGCCAGCACCAUAA